CUUCGUCGUCUAUGAUGCUCUUUCGUUGCCGAUGUCGUGUUAUGCCUUUCUGUUGUUUCUGUGUGUUUUAUAGCCCUUCUUGUCAAGGCUAUAAAAAUACUCUGCACUGCGUUAUGAAUUCAGUGCGUCGUCGAUCUGGGGCAGAGGAUAAACAUCUUUGCGUGUUAUUUUGUUUAGCGCACAGUAAUCGACACACGAACGAACUGUUUCAUCUUUUUUUGUGGACAAGAACAACUAGGGAUGACCAGGGACUCGAGAAAGGACGUGUGAUGUUCUGUCAUAGCUUGUCCGAGAUGCUUUCCUCUAUAUCUUGCAUUCUGCCUAAGACACGAUGUGCGACGCUGAUGUUCAACACGAAAACCGUCAGUCUGGAUGAUGUGAGUAGCAGUGGUGGUCAUGCAGAGGACGGGCGAGUUCUUGUCCAAUAGAGAACGUUGUCAAUUCAACAGGGCGAGCAAAUCUUCAGUUUGGCCAGGUGUUAGGUCAAUGCUUAUGAUUGCCGACAGAGGUGUAGAAGGGGCAUUGAGUGGCAGUGAUAUUGACUUUGAUACAUCGCUCCAGUUGUCGCUUAGAAGAGCAACAAUCAUAACAGCUGUUUUUCUGCAUGACCACAUGGGCGAGCAGCCCUUUAAAUGUCGCCUGUGCCCCCAAAGCUUCUCAGAUAAGAACACAUUUAAUGUUUACAUGUGUAUCCACACUGGCGAGUGGCCCUGUAAAUGUCACUUGUGCCCUGAAAGCAUCUUAGUAAAUAGUAAAAGGCAAAUUGAAUGUUCACCUGCUGGUCCACACGGCUGAGUGGCUGUAUAAAUGCCACUUGUGCCCACAAAGCUUUUCAGUAAAGAGCACAUUGAAUGUUCAUAUGCCUAUUCACCCAGGACAGCGGUUGUACAAAAUGCUACCUCUGAACUCAAAGCUCCUUCAUAAAUCUGAAUUGAUUGUUCACCUGCUUGUCCACAUGGUCGAGCGGCAAUACAAAUGUAGCUUGUGCCCUCAAAGGUUUUGUAGCUUUGCAUUUCAUUGGACACUCUGCGUUUCUUAGGUCUCCUUUUCUUUUCUGUUACUUGUGCAGUCUCCAUUGUUGCUUUGUUUGUUAUGUUAUGG
Messenger RNA from Rhipicephalus microplus (southern cattle tick), 1101 nucleotides. Its product is annotated as zinc finger protein 284-like. The record is from RefSeq and is a predicted model, not a curated record. Lineage: Eukaryota; Metazoa; Arthropoda; Arachnida; Ixodida; Ixodidae.